AAUGAAGUGAGAUGUUAGUCUCACCAAUCAGACCGACAUUAUCUGGAUAUCUAAUCAAACUCUAUCUUUCUUUAUUUUCUGUAAAAGCUUUAAAUAAAAUACCAAAAAUUUCUAUAUAAAGUUUCUCAAUUCAAAAUAUGAAAGUUUCCUCUUACUAGUCCUGAUUUAUAUCCAACACAAUACACGUCGCGCGUACUUUAACGCUUUGAUAAGCGCGUCAUGGGAGAUCCCUACUUUCAACACCCUUUGAAGCUCACACCACCUCCACCGCCACUCUCCAUCAAACAAACUCCCCAAAAGCAUUGACAACCAAAACAAAAAACAAAAAACAAAAAACGAAAACGAAAACGAAAACGAAAACACACAAAAAAGUCUACUCCACCACCACCGCGCGCGCGAUGACCGAUCAGCCACGGCUGCGCCACAUCCGCAGCACCAGCCAAUUAAUCAAACAAACCACCGCUACCUUCACUGCCAAUCUCCACACAUUUCUCUUCCUCUCUCUCCUCUUAUUCUCAUUCCGCUCCCUCGUCGAGAGUGGGUCGUACCUACUCACCUCCUUCAUCGACCGCGACGCCUCUCUCAAGUCUCUCCUCUCCCGUCUCGACUUCUCCGAUCACCACUCCUCCACGCGCCGUCUCCAUCUUCACCAUCCUCACCACCACCACCGUCGCCGCCCCUUUUUACAUCUGACGCGCGUUGGCACUUUGGACGAUGAUUUCUUCUCCGGAGAUGAUGACUUAGAUCGCCCAAUGUUCAAUCCUCUCCUCAAAAAGCCUGUGAAUGGCACUUUGGUAAUUUUUUCUAAUUUCGAUCCCAAUUUAGGGUUUUCUUAUGAAAUCGUUGAUAAUGGAAUUAAAAUUUCGGAAAUUGUUCGUCACGGUGUCACAUUUAAAAUGAGUGGUAGUUUAGAGAAAUCUUUUGAUAAAGAAGAAUUAAGGUAUGAUGAUGAUAGUGAACAAGAAGGGGCUCAAAAUGGUCAAGAAAUGGAGAGAAUUUUAGAUUUUCAAAUGCUUAUAAAGGGACUAGAGCUGGGUCGUCGUGAUGUGACAGCAUUGUUUUUCCUCGUGAGUUUCUUGUCAGCUGCUUAUGGUUGGGUAAUUUUAGGGUUUACCGCAAUUUAUUCUUGGGUUUUGGGGAUUGUGUUUGUUACAGUCGUAAAUGAUUUGGUUGGGAGAUUUAGUUCAUUAGUUGGUGUUGUGUGGGAUGGGUCAAGAUUGGGGAUAAAAAGGCUUACUGGUUUUAUUUUAAUGAGAUGGGCAGUUAGAGAUGCAUUGACUCAGCUUCUUGGCUUGUGGUUUUUCGGGGAAAUUGAGGAUCAGUACUCAUUUUUUAAGCUUUUUGUGAGGUUAAAAUUGAUGCCGUUUUCUGUUAUGUCACCGUGGAUACAAGGGUUUGAGAAAGAGAUUUCAGGGUUCUUGUUUACAUGGUCUUUGGCAGAUACUUUUGUGGCAUUUAUAUUUGCCGUUGAUGCCUGGGUUGCCAUUGUUGAUUCGAGGAGGACUGGAAGAGAGAUAGUUAAAGAAGGUUGUUAUUUAUUAUUGACAAUGAUGAAUCAGGCUAUACAGAUUAAAUGUCUGGAGGCUAUACUUUGUGGAUCGUUUGCAAGGUGGGCUUUGGCUCACUUAUUUGGCAAAUCUUUUGCAAUGAUUUUACAGUCAAUUGCGGAGGUUUACUUUAUGGUGGCUUGGCUGAUAUUUUACUUUGCUGCACGGUCUAGGGAUGCUAAUAUGGAGGGAAGGAGGUUCGGGCGGAGGGAAUUGGAGGGCUUGGUUGACGGACAUAGAUGAUAUUUAGUACAUAAUGGCAUGAUAGUCUCCCUUGCUGUUGCAGGCUUCAAUUGAACGCUAAAAUUAGCGGUUAUCUCUUCAGUGCUCUGUGUCUUCCUGUUUUGCAGUCCCAUUGAUAUAGCACUGCCCCCGUUUGGUGUAAUCACCAGCAAUAUGUUGUAUGUACUUUACAACAAGAUGAUAUAUUACUUGUGUAUAUUUUCCACGAGGAUGCUUCCUGUGAAUAUUUUGUUGCAAUUAUUGUUUUAAAUCCACUGCAGUACCUGUUUCUGGUGAUGGCAAUAUAAUUGAGAAUGGUAAUUGAUUUACCCCAGUUCUGAUAUGCUGCUGAGCUUAAGAAUUUUUUUUUUGUUUUUUUUUUUUCCUUAAAAUUCCAUUGAUCAGUGAUUUGCUGAGAUGUAUCUAUGGUUCCAAAUUGAUGCAAUUAUCAACACAGUCAA
Molecule: messenger RNA, 2230 nt
Organism: Pistacia vera
Lineage: Eukaryota; Viridiplantae; Streptophyta; Magnoliopsida; Sapindales; Anacardiaceae
Exons: 1
Coding region: 399-1790 (463 amino acids)
Source: RefSeq, a predicted model, not a curated record